This is a messenger RNA of Staurois parvus, 410 nucleotides long. The record is from the annotation of a GenBank genome assembly. Lineage: Eukaryota; Metazoa; Chordata; Amphibia; Anura; Ranidae.
AUGGGCCCCUAUAUACCGCCUCCUCAUGCUGCUGCCAGGCCCCUAAUCUGCCAUGGGCCCCUAUAUACCGCCUCCUCAUGCUGCUGCCAGGCCCCUAAUCUGCCAUAGGCCCCUAUAUACCGCCUCCUCAUGCUGCUGCCAGGUCCAGAGUCUGUCAUGGGUCCCUGUACGGCCUCCCAUUGCUGCUGUCUCCAUCGCCACACUCUGCCAUGUGCCACUUUCAGGUCUCCUCACACUGCUGGUGUGUUCCAUUUUUUGACAUAGGGUCCCUGUACGGCCUCCCAUUGCUGCUGUCUCCAUCGCCACACUCUGCCAUGUGCCACUUUCAGGUCUCCUCACACUGCUGCUGUGUGUAGAAUUUUUUGACAUAGGGUGCUGGCAGAUUAAGGGCCUCCCAUAGCUGCUGCCAG